Molecule: messenger RNA, 31926 nt
Organism: Xyrichtys novacula (pearly razorfish)
Lineage: Eukaryota; Metazoa; Chordata; Actinopteri; Labriformes; Labridae
Source: the annotation of a GenBank genome assembly
AUAUGAAUAUAAUACCUCUAGACUAUCAGGUUUAAUCUAGGGCGCUAAUAUUAGGCAUUGUCACGCCGAGUUGAGUUGUAAAAGUUGCGUCUCGGACUCGCGGGGCGCUAACUUGUGGGAUUAUUUUGCAUGCAGCCCGACAGCGGAGGCUGACUGCGGUGGGAUGGGCUGUGAGGUGUUCAAGAUGGCGGCGCCCUGUGGAGUGCAGCUACUCUAACAGGUAAACAGGUCUGAUUUUUUACAUCUAAUAAUCUUUUCCAACAGCGAAUCUGAACGCACAUGACUUGAUAAACUAAGCACACGCUGUUCGGCUCCAUUCUCCGGUGAUUAAACUUCACUGACAGGCGAGAUGAGUCCCCGACCGAGUGUGGGUCGCUGCUCCCAGCUAACGUUAGCUCUCGGCGGUGGGACUGACUUGUUUUUGGAAAGAGCCAGAGAUGGAUUAAGAAGAUGUUAAUGCUUUAGACAGUAAACCGCAUUUUUCUCCGUGUUUCUGGUGAGGUCUGGAGAGGUUCUCGUUUUGCAUGAGGAAAAAUGCCUGCAUAUUUUUUAUAAUCGGAUAAAGUAAACCCAACCCUGCCCAUUGUUCUCUGCGAGUUGUUUACGACAGGCAGCAGCAGCAGCAGGCAGUGGUCAGUCCACAUACAGCAGAAGCAGCUCCUCUGUGUUUUAGCCUCAGACCUCAGCCUGUCCACCUCUGCACUGCUUUCAAUAUGCAUGUUAAAGAGAGAUAUUAUUGAUGCCUUUGGGUUUUUAUUUGCUAUUUUCAUGUAUAUUUGCAAAAAUGCUUCCUGGCUUCAAAGUCUCUGCUGCAAUCCAACUUCUCUUUAACAGUAUUUUGUGAUUAAUAAGUCAAUCAUUAAUGCCCUGUUGUGAACAGGUUUUCCUCUUUUCCUCUGGAGACAAAGUGGGUCACUCAUUUCACAGCUUGACCCGCUCGACCCCUCUGUCACAUUUUACUGGACUGACCGCCCUCCCUGUCACCGUGCCUAAUGUCUCUCAGUGACAACCCCACUGAAUAUGAAAACAUGGAAAUGUUUUUAGCAGCGCUGUAGCCAGAAGUAAAAAAAAUACUGAGAUCAUGAGGUCAGUUCCCAGGAAACAGAGCCUGACCAGAAGCCAAAUGGUCUCUGAUGUUUACUAGUCAUUGAAAGUUGUCAUACUUUAUCUCUUUAUCUGUAUUUUCUAUAAAUUGGGAAUAAGAAACACUAACAGCUUUGUUCUAUCCAGGCCUCCCAAAAGCUGUCAAAGUUCUUGCUGUAAAUUGUGUAAUAAACUUAAAUAUCAGAACAUAAGAAGAAGAAGAACUUUAUUAAUCCCUGAAGGGAAAUUCAAUUGUCUGUUGUCUCACUUGAUAUGUCUCUAAAGGUUAUCUACUAUUUACACAAGAUUUAUAAAGUCUGAUGGCUGUUGGUACAAAAGAUCUUCUGAAUCUUUCUGUCCUGAAGCAAAUAGAGAGGAGCCCUUUGGCCCGUCAACCUGGUGGCAGAUUCUGAGUCCUGGUCCAACAUUUAUAUCACAAAUAAUACAGUGACACCACUUUUUUGUUUGUUUGUUUACCAAAGAUGUCCUCUUCUUAUUCCAAGUGGAGGACUCAAUCCAGAGUGCAGUGAAGACAUGGGACUCCUGUCAGAGCUCUAGAUGUCUGUUUCAGAGCGAACAGCAGUCAUGUCAUGUUUUCAAUCACCUUGGAUCUUGUCCCAAACUUUGCAGCACAGCUCUGAUAAGCAGCGUCAGAGAUGUAGUGUCACGGCAUAGCAAUGAUCCAAACCCUGUGUUCUCCGACACACAGGUGGACUGUGAGUCUAAAGGGAUGAAUUCAACUUCCGUCUUUGUGCUCUUUUCGCUCUCUCGAGGAUAUUUAUGCUUCCUUUUAAAGAGUUUGUUCCUUUUCUGCAGCAGGCUUGUCCUCAGUUGCUUUGGUGAGUGCGUUGUAUUUUGUUGCAGUCGUUAGGCGUCACAUUAAAUCAGUGAUGUAUCUAAUCAGAUUCACAUUCACAGUACGGUAUACUCUCAAAAAUGUCCAUGUGGAACUCCAGUCCUGCUGAACACACGUGCUUAACCAGCCAGUUCUGAUUCAGUAUAGCUCUACUGUUGUUUUGUGGUUGUUGGACUGUUUUAAAUAUUUCCACACUAAUAUCUUUGCUGCAGGGUUACUAACGCUACUCUAAGACACAAUGAGGAACGCUCUUUACAUACAUAUUACAUGACUGAAAAGAUUUCAUCAGAGACCAGAAAUUGGCAAAUAUUCUACAGAGGUGCGCUCGUUUUGUGCCUCUUUACAGGUGCAACAACAUUUGCUUCUUCUGCCAGUGGUGCCUGGUCAGCUGAUGUAAACGAUCAGGGUGAGGUGAUCAGUGUGAUUUGCAGAUUCCUGAAAGCAUAUGAAUCAAAGCAAAUCUAAACUAUAAAAUGUCCAGCAAGACUCACAACAAAAUAACUGUGAUCUCAACAUAGUCAUGGGUCAGCUUAAGAUGAGCAAGCAGCAAGAGGUGAGUCUUUAAAUUUGAUUUCUCCUAGUCAGCGGCGGAGCUGGACUUAAUGUGGUAUGAAAGACGACUACAAGAGCCAAGAAGGGAGACCAGAAACUCGUAUUUUUGCACCAGACAUUAGGAGAUGCUGUCAGGGACAUGGAGCAGUAAUAAGAUGAGGUCAGUUAUGCAUUGGGAAAUGAAUCCAUUUAAGGCUUUGAAAGGAAAAAUGAGUGUUUCCAAUUUAUGAUUUUGUCUUCAUUUUUUACAUUUUAACAUUCGCAACAUUUGUAACAAUGUAAAAUAGUGGUAAUAGCCUCACUGAGUAGGUAAAAAUAAUUGAUAACGUGAUGGCAGCAAUACCCAACAGUCAUGUCAUUAACUUCCAGCAGCAAAAUGAAGAAAAAAUGUACAUCGCAGGUGUUAAAUAUUUUGGCACAUUUGUUGUAGUUUGUACUGUCCACUGUCUCUUUUCAACUUUAGCUUUCACUAGUUUUUAGAGUUGAAAGUUUCAGAUGAGACAGCAUUUUGACAGCAUAAGUUGUAUUUUUAAAACUUUAUUGAUUCCAACUUCGAUGAAGACUCUACUGUUACCACUUGUCUGUAAGAUCAUUCUGUUUAUUUCAGAAAAAAACCUAGAAUCUUUUGACAAGACAGGACGAUUUGGUUAAUGAAGGCCUUUCUCUCUGAUGCAUCAAUUAUUGUGUCUAAUUGAACUGCCUUAAAAUGUUCACACAGGAGAAAAGGAGCCUGUUGGAAGCUGAAUGCGCGCAGCUAAAUGUAAUUUCCAGUGUCCACAUGGAAGUGUCCGAGCUGCAUAAAGGUUCUUUGUGUGCCCCUGAGCUUUCCCAAGCUGCCUGAGAUCACAGUUAAUUGAUAACAAGGAGACAAUGUGCCGUGACUUCCUGCAGAAUCCAGCCAACAGGGACCUUGUUCAGCGUCUGUCAAGUUGUUUUGAUUUGUUUACAGAGUCAUGUUGACAUGUCUCUGUUUAUCUUACUUUUUCUAGUGAAAUACGGCUGAAUGUCCGGGUUUCUUAUUCAGUCCUACCCGUCUCACUCCUCCUCGCAGCAGCUGUUAUCUUGGUUUUUGUUGCAUGUGACUCUGUUGAAAGAUUCAAUAUUAUGAGGAAGAGUUUGUGGCCUGUAAACCUAUCAAACACAACUCGUAUCUGCUGCAUUCAGACACUAAUCAUCCUCGAUUACGUCGAGUGUUGUGACCUAAGUGCUGAAAGGAGAUCUGAAGAGCUGAUGAGAUCCUCGGUGCUGAUUCAUUACUCCUGUUGGGGACUAAGCUGCUGGGUGCAGACACCUUGACGAUAAUGACCUGCCCAUCAGGAUUAUUUAUGCUUGUUUUUCAGAUGCAGAUUUGCUCCCUGGCCUCUUUUAUUAUAAGAGACUAUCUCAGCGUCUUCUCUGAAUACAUCAGACAUUACAAAAACACGCUUAUAGCAUAAACACUUCAGGGUUUGGUUAUAUACUGGUAACAGGUUUCUUCAGCAGUUAAAUAUAUCCCACAAAUCAAACUCCACUUCAGCCUCUGAUAGCAAAUAGGAAGGUUUGAAGUAGAUGUCUCUUGCUGGGUCAUGUUGGGCUGUAGAUCAUCUAUCUGGAUGUUUAAUACCGUCUUGAUCAGCUUUUGGAAGACGUCAGCUUUAUUCAAGAGUUUAAUCUGUUCUCAGUCUGUCCUCUGUGAUACUGUUUAUGCUUCACUUCUAAUAUUCUCAACUCAUACAGCCUCAGCUUGGUUAGAGAAAAUGGAGAAUCAAGGACUAAAUGAUCCCUAUACUUAGGCGUCUGCAAUAUAUUGAGUAUCAGGGUGUGCAAUAAAAUAGAAGACAGGUCACGUCAGAGGCAGAGCGUGAAAAACAGACAGAUUGGAGUCAUGUGAGUGUCACCUCCCAUUGAUCAUGAAACUAUAUAAACCUCACUGAUAUGAUAUCUGUUAUAUCUUCUCUUCUCAGUGCAGGAUCAUUACAUAUACAAAAAAAUUCAAUGCCCAGUCUGAUUUAAAUGGAUUUUCAUUAAAUGCACUUUUCUAUUGUUUAAAACUCUGUUUCUUUAGAAAGAGUUUGGAGCCUUUGAAAACUAGACCACUGUACAGUAGUCCAGUUACAUGGAUCUAUAACUGUAGCUUAACUGUGCAUACAAAUGUACUGAAUGUCACUGUUGCUCAUUUUAGCAGUUUCCAUUCUGCCAAAAUCGUCCACCUACUUUAUCCCUUUGUUGUUGUCUCCCUCUUCUCUUAUUAUCAGGUGGCAGCUGGCGUUCAAGAUGCAUUAGCUUCCCUACUUUUCCAGUCUAUGUGUUUCAAUCCAUCAGGCUUUUAUUGAUCGUUUGUUAAAUAUCUGUUUUUGAUCAAAUUAAAUCACAAUAAUUGCUGUUAUCACCCAGCCCAGGAUUUUGACUACAUGGACAUUUGCCCAGCUAUUUUCAUAAUUGGACAUUUAACCCUCUCUGUUUACAAAAAACUGCAUGCACACCACUACGCUUUCAGUAAAGUUUUCGUUUACACUAACCCAUAUGCUGACAUGUGGGUACCAGUGUAGCGAGAAGCUCAAGCCCAUGUCAGCCAAUCAGAAUCCCGCGUAGAAGCAGCAACAACAAAGUCCCUUCCCUCUGUCCUGCACACAAUCCGCCGUCGGCUACCCAAAUCUCCAUUUUCCUCCGUUCUUCUCAUGCAGAUGUGCAAAUGGAGUUUUCCAAAAUUUCCACUCUGGCCGGAGUUUUUAAAAAGCUUCAUUUUCAGAGGGGAGUUCUCCGUUUGUGUCUAAACAAAGUGUGCAAACGAUGUUUAAUGUCUCUGUUUUUAGAAAUAACGGGGUACGUAUAAACGGGGCCUUAGAGGUGAAGUAAUACCAUAGACAUGAUUGAGUUCAUAGAGAAGCAUGAGUGUGAAUGUCCCUCUUUUCAUAACCAGCUAAAAACUUUAGAAAAAGUUCAAAACUCUGAAUUGGCAUUAAUAUAAUAAUCAUCUUAUACUAAAGAUUAAAACCCUUCAUGUCCCAAAAGGAAAGAUGUAUUAAAGAUAGAUAUUGAUGGAUUAUUGAUGCUUUUAUUCCAAGCAUUUUUAGGAAAUAGAUUGGCAUGAGUUAGUUAAGAUUAAAGCUAUUCAAAUAUAAAAAUGAACCCAAACAGCGUCAUUUAUCACAAAUUUUAACAGAAAGAAAACAGUAUAAAUUCCAAAAGAAACUCAGUGAUUAAAAACAGAUCAAACCCAAAUCUAACCCUCACACUACCACUACUGCUACUACUACUACUACUACUUCGACUACUACUACUGCUACCAUUCAUCGUUGUGCUUCAUUACUUAAAAAAUAAAUGACUUCACUAUCACACCAACUUCCCUCAACGUUUUUUCUUUCUUAUGAAAUGUGUCAUUUGUCCAUUUAUUAGUCAUGUUACUCCUGCUGUGUUAACCUUUAUUCCUAGUUUCUUGCAAAAGUCUGUUUUUUUUUGGCCAAUUCCUGUGAAUCUGGGCGUACUGUUGUCAUCUGCAGAUGACCACGAGCGCCCGAAUCAAUCUAAAUUUAAGGAAAGGCCAGUUUUCUCAUUAGGAACAUGAUUUAGAUUUUUUCCUAUUAUGAACAAAUAACUUUUGCAAUGCUUCUCAAGACCGAGUCGAUAUAAUCACAUGCCAACUAAUCCUCGGCCAAAGCUUUUCUAAUUCUGAGAAAUGUUUGAAUUUGAUCUGGGUGUUGCAGAGGUGCCUGGAGACUGUAUUGGUGGGUGGCCCCAGGAGUCCUCCAGGCAGGGACGGACACCGUGAGAGAGACGCUGCCCCCACCUCCAGCACUGCCGCCACCAUGGCCAGGGAGCAGCCCAACGUGGGGGACCUCCUCCCACUCCUGGAGACCUCUGACCUCCACCAGCUCGACGAGAUCAGAGGCCUCAUCAACGAGCAGCUGAGUUCUGGUAGGGCGGCUCCUCUUGGUCAACAUCGUUGUUCCGCUUUAAACGAAGUUAAUCUGCUCUGUUGGUAUUUUCAGUAUGGGUGUUACUGCUUCUUCUUUUAACCCACUGACAUGAUCGUCUCUGUUUCCCUGACAGAGCGGGGGUCCAUGCUGCUUAACGGGCUGGUGGAUUACUUUUUAGAAACAAACUCUGCACAGGCCAUGCAUAUCCUGUCCUCAGUCAGAGAGCCACAUGAUAAGGUGAGAAUCAUUACAGUGUUACAGUUUCAUAUCUGUUUUAAGUGACUAAUGUGAGAGUAAAUACAACAAGUCGGCAUCCGUGGCCAAUCGCAGGUGCAAUAGUUUUAAUAUGAUAUUCAAACUGUUGGCUGCAGAGUCCGUGCUUUAAUGCUUGUGAACUGUGUUUUCUCUAGCUUUGCUAUAACUAGCUUCCAUGCACUACCUGCAUUACAUUCCUCACUGAGUCAGCUGUGUUUGUAUUUGUGCCUGUGAGUCUACACUCUAGGAGAGGAGACUCCUCCCCUUUAGUGAAUGUCCACUCACUAAUCUCUGAAUGUAUGUGAUGUUCCUGUCACCUCGGCUUGGUAGCAGAAUGUCUCACAAAACACUGAAAUCACCAAGAAGCAGCAUUUCUGUUCAGCCUGAAUGCAGCUCAAGCACAAAAAACUUCUUUAUGAAGAGGUGAACUGUAAAGCAAGUGUGAAGGGAAAAUCUGAUCUGUUGGUUUCAAAGUCUUGGUGUCACAAAGCUGGCUCUCUUUUAACCUGGUUAGGUCGUCAUGCUUACUCAGUAAGCAAAGCUAACACGGUCUGGCCAGAGUCAUGUUCAGAGUUUCAGCUUUUAAUUGGCUGGAAAGUUGUGGUCGACCAGUAUCACUUUUUUAGAGGGUGAUAACGAUCAGGGCCGCUGAUGGUGGAUAGAAAAUUGUAUUUGACAAAACAGAAGACAAGGCAAGGAAAGUGUAUUUGUAUGGCACCAUUCAUUCACAAGGGAAUUAAGAGUGCUUUUACAGAUGCAAGAAAAUAUAUUGGAAAUGAAAAAAGAGAUGAAAACGAUUAAGAAUCGAUUAGACAAACGUAUAAAUUUCUUCGUCUUUUCCAUGUUUGCAAUAAUUGUCCAUGAAGACUGUUGUUUCCCACACAAACCAAAUAAGUUGCAAGUUUUCAGACUCGGAGCUCCCCAGCACUCAGCCUGAGUCUCAAAGUCUGGACAGGUCCCCAAGACCUCAGUGCACAGUGGGUACCUGACCCGUAGCUCCCAGCCUUUUACCUGUUCUUCCCAUUUCAUUAGUUAGUUAGGCCCCAAUUAGAUUUUCAUGCCCCUGAGAAACAUGGAACAAUUUAUCAGUACUUUCAAAGCUGCUGAAUGAAUUUGGCCAACUUCAUUUGAAUACUCUAAGAUCAAAACCCAGAGAAUAAUCCACUCAGACUCAAGUCAAUUCUAUACCUUUGCACUGUUGACUAACUAAAAGCCAUCUUAGCUGUGCCGACCUUUGAGGGGACAGACAUGCCGCUUUUGUUGCUUGUUGUUGCUCUGUUGCACCGUCCGCUUUUAUUAUCCACCUCUGUCUGAGUGAAAAACGGUUCUCUGAAAGAUGAAUGGAUCCCAGACAGUUACAUAAAGAAAAUGAAGCAUUUGACCUUCCUUUCCAACCGAGGAAGGCUAACUAGCUGAGAAUGUUUUUGGACCUUGUCUGGGUGCUGUGACUGCUGCAUUCAGAGGAACUGUUGUCUGUAGGAGGAGGAAACAACAGCAAAGAAGAAGUGCUGCUCUUUUCGAAAAAUCUUAAUCAGGUGUAACAGCUUGGCAUUCAGAAGCUUGGAAAACUUAUUGGCAUAUUUUCUAAGCGUGGUGGCUACUAGGGGUGGGAAUCUUUUACUGUCUGACGAUUCGAUUCGACUCUUUUUCACAUUUAUUAAGCUUUAAGCAUUUAUCUAUGUAGAUAUCAUGCAGAUAAACCCCUCGUUCUCUACCACACUGUAAGGCCGUAGGUCUUUGGCAAUGAAGCAGGAGAUAGAUUUUUUUUUUUUGCCCGCUCGGAGCUGGCGGAGAGCUUCGUGAUAAUCGAUUUUUGGGACAUUUUGAAUAGAUUCUGAAUAGUAGAAAAUUAGAAUCGCAAUUCUUGUGUGAAUCGAUUUUUUUGGCCCACCCCUGGUGGCUACUAGGACAGCAAAUUUUCAGGCCUAAGUGUGACUUGGUGUAGAAUAAUGCACAGAUUAAUCAGUCCCCUCUAGAAGGGUGGGGAAAGAUUUAAUCUAAAUCAAGUGAAAGACAAAAAUCUCCAGCUGUGGCGUAUGAUUUUGAUGUGAUGUGAUAAGGGGUGUCCCGAUACGAUAUUGAUAUUGGAUAGCGGUCCAAAAUUUGAAUAUCGGAUUAUAUUGGCCUGCUUCUGAAAUCUCCGAUAUCAACACUCCGAUACAAGCAGUCCAUUCCAGACUCUGCCCCAACACCUCUAAGUAGCAGCCCCAGGAUCCAGCAUGUAGAGCCCAAGGGAUCACAACCACAGUGUGUACUAAGGUACUAACAAAGCACCAAGGAGUAGGAGUGACGUCGGCCCUGUGGCAGUAUUUUUCAAUCAAGACAUUGCAGUUUAGUGAAAAACUCGUCAUGCACAAGUUGGUGCCACUAUCGGAUCAAUAUCGGUAUCGGACAAAACUGAAGGCUAUAAUAUCUGUAUCAUAUCGGAGGUAAAAAAGUUGUAUCGGGACACCCCUAGAUUUGAUUAUUGGUGAGAUUUUCUUUGUGGCAUCAUCUAUUCGUCUUAUUAGUCACAACAGUAAUCCGCAUCUGUUGUUGGAUUUGUUGUGUAACUUCAUGUCUGCCGAUUGGCAACUAUGAAAAUUAGGGUAACACUUUCUUUUACGGUACACUUAUUGCCAGGUAAUUAUCAGGUAAUUACCUAUUAACAACAUGAAAUUAUCUGGUAAUUACAUGAUAACUACUAAGUCAAUACUGUCUAGCUACCAGGUAGGUAACCUUCCAUCAUCAUACAAAUUUGAAGCCGAAUUGCUCUGGUAUUUCCAGGAUUUUCUCCGCUUCCUGGAACCACCACUUGCACAGUAGCAAUAUACACAUUCAGCGGGUGAGUCGCUGUGAUAAUGCUCGGCUCAAACAGCUUAUCACUGCACCAUAUCUUUGCAUGCCCAUAGGCUGUAUCAAGUGUCAAUCAUAGAAAAUAAGAACCCCAAAUAGCUUUUGAAAAUGGAGCUGCACAGAAAAAAGAAAAACUAGACAGUAUUGACUUAGUAGUUAUCAUGUAAUUACCAGAUAAUUUUAUGUUGUUACUAGGUAAUUACCUGUUAAUAAGCUGGUAAUAAGUGUACCGUAAAAGAAAGGGUUACCAAAAUUAGCUUUAUGUUAAUGCACCUGUCAUUAAUAAUAAUUAAGUGACUCUCCCUCCCUCUCUUCAUCACAGCACCUUCUGGAUAAGAUGAACGAGUGUAUGACCAAACAGGCCUGCCGGCUGCCCACCCUCACCCUGCUCGGCCAUGUCAUCCGCAAGCAGCCAUCCUGGAUCCACAAAAUCGCCCGUUACCCUCUGCUGCUCUCGCUGCUCAAAUGCCUGAAGGUAACGACCCAGUUAUGACGCAGGGAACACUGAAAGCUCGGUGUUUGGAUGGAUCCUGCUGCUUUAGGGUCACAUUUCUGAAACACUUAUUUUGUAAGGUUUCAUCAAGGUAGACAGGUUGAUAAACAGAAAAUUGAGCCCUUUUCCAAUUUCCCUUUAGUUUUCUCUACACAGUUUAAAUACUAGUAUUCUGGGGGUGUCACUGAGUAUACUGACAUGUAGAAUAAAGCAUAAGCAACACUGUGGAAUUGUGCCUUAUUAAAACCUGAACCGUACAAAUAUUGACCAUAACAUCCAAAUUGUUCAGUUCUCUCCAUAUUUAUCUAAAAUUUAGCAAGUCGACAGGCUAAAGUGGCAUUUAGGCCUUAAUUUUGUUAAGUCUUGACAGGUAAGAAAUACAGCUUUAGGAUUUCAGCAUAUUCCCUGUUUUAGUCUACUUUUUUCUUUCUAAAAAACAGGGAUCACUUCCUCUAAGACAGUCUGUCCUAGAACAGGGAUCUCUCUCUAAAGCUCAUUCUGAUUUCUGUCCUUAUCUUGAGCAAAGGUCUGAGGAUGGAGGGUAUCCUGUGCUGCACAGAAUGUAAAGCUCCUGUAGACACACUUUUUCAUUUGUGAACUUCAGCUUUCUUCAUGAAAACGACUUGUUUUGACUAGUUUUUGCAGUCCCAUAAAAGGUCUCCCAACAGAGCUGUUUCCGACUUACUUUUCCUAAACUUGUUUACAUUUGUCGGAUUUGUCCCCCUCGCAGACAGAUACAGACGUAGUGGUGCUGAUAACGGGAGUGCUGGUGCUCAUCACUCUAUUACCCAUGAUCCCUCAAGCUGGAAAACAACACCUGUGGGAGUAUUUUGACAUCUUUGGCCGCCUGGCAUCUUGGAACCUGAAAAAUCCUGGUAGGAGCUUCCUGUCAUGUUUCAAACACAUCUUUGUAACAGGGACAUUUCUGCACGGGCCGUCCUGGCAGAGUUUUAUACUGAAGUAGUAGAAGGGCUGCUUUUUUUUCACUGGCUGUCUAAUGAUCCACAAACACGGUCUUUUGAGAUGACAAAGAUCUCUGUUCAACCCUCCAUAGGAUUUUGCACUCCUAACAGAUUAUGCAGUUAACUGGUGUGUGAAAAUUUGGACAGGGUGAGGAGGUUUUGGUGGAUAAACUCAGCCAAGACAAACAACAACACUCUGUUCGAUGAUUGUGAAGCUUUCUUGCUGCGUCAGCUCUUUGUGUUGGAUCUAAUCCCGAGGUUCUGCUUUUUUCUUUGGUAUUUUCUCCUCACUCAGGGCAUGUUUCCGAGGUCUAUCUAAUCCACCUCCACGCCAGCGUCUAUUCUCUCUUCCACCGCCUUUAUGGCAUGUACCCGUGCAACUUUGUGUCCUACCUGCGCUCCCAUUACAGCAUGAAGGAGAACAUGGAAACUUUUGAGGAGGUGGUGAAGGUGAGAAGCUUCUCCCUGCUGUGUUUCUUCGUCUUCUUUCUCCUCCUCAGAAGAGGGUUUGUGGUCUACUAACUUUAUAUAAUGAUGUGUUCAACCUUCCCCUCCAGCCGAUGCUUGAACAUGUGCGUAUUCACCCUGAACUGGUGACAGGAACAAAGGACCACGAGCUGGACCCCACCAGGUUAGUCCUGCUGUGCUUUGGCUGUGGAGGGGACUGUUUGAUGUCGAGUCUUUCUCCAUGUCUUGUAUCUCUUUGUAACUGAUGUCGCUUUGUUUUGUUAAAGGUGGAAAAAGUAUGAAAUCCAUGACAUCGUCAUCGAAUGUGCCAAAGUGUCUCUAGACCCCAAGGAGGCCUCCUGUGAGGAGGGCUAUGCCACCAUGCCUGAGAACUUUUACCCCCAAAUUCACCUUCGACCACAAGACUGCACUUCCAGCCCUUACACAGACCUCCACAGCAGCUACGGUCAGAACUCUUUACACACCAAGAACUUCUAAUAGCUUCCUGUUAAAAUAUGGCAGCUUUUUUUUUUGGCUGGAAUAACCUCUUAACAUUCACAUUUCAGAAUUUUUUUAGGGUAAUUUUAAUGAAAUCAUAAGAAAAAAGAAAAACAGAAGGAAUUUUAAGGACCUCUUGUGGAAACCCUGUUUUAAAAGUUCCUAAACACUGGCUUUAUGUUUUCUACAGAAACACACCAAGUGUGUUGACCCGACAUCUUAUUGGUCACGUUUGUUGUGUUAAAUGUUCCCCCGAAUAAACAGCUCUUGUCUCUGAGAACUUGCAGUUGGAAAAAGAAAAUACUUAAAAUAUAAUUCUGAUCAGUACGUACGGAGAUCCAAUCUAGUUCACAUUUUUUAAACUUGAAAUUCAAGAACUUUGGGCUCAUGAACGAACCAUUGAGCCUGGAGGUUCCUUUAGUUUAGUUUAGUUUAGUUUAGUUUAGUUUAGUUUAGUUUAUUUAGCACAUUGAUGAAAACAUACAUAUCAUAUACAUUUAUGGCGCAUACUGUGCAAGGAAAGGAAGAAGCCAUACUGGUUUAUCUGGAAUCCUUUCCUUAAAAGAAAUUAUAAUUAAACAAGAUUAAAGAUCAAGAAAAGAAAAAAAAGAAAAAAAAUCACAAACGAAAGAGUAGUGCAAUAAAGAAAUUAAAAACCAAGAAUUAAGAAAUUAAAAACAAAGAGAUGUGACAUUAUAUGCUGAGUCAUAUUAAUAAUAUCAGCGGUACACAAACGUACUUUGAUGGUCCAAAGUUUUUUGAACAGAACUGAUUCACAGCCAAAACAUAUUAAACUACAUAAAGAAGAGCAAGCACAGCUCUUUUAAGGAAGGCCGGAUGUUAACAAAAGUCUAAAGUUUGGCUUAAUGCAAUGCGGCUGACUUUGGUUAGAAAAAACAAUAUCACUGUGGUAACGCUUCACGCCAAGGGUACAGGAAUUAUCAUGAAUUCAUGCAUGACUGUAGACGUACCUGUGAAGAUGUCAUAACUCAUGAUGACUCACACACAUUAGUUAAUGCAUUAAUUGAUGUAAUAAAUCAUCACAGAGUCACCACUAAUACUGAUAGUCCAUCAGGUAAUUCAAACAUGAGUUAAUGAUAGUUAUCUACCCUUACCGUAAAACGUUGUCCUCCUGGUGGUUAAACCACAACAGAACUUUGUUAGAACUUCUGAAAAUUUAAAUUGAUAUUCCAACAUUGUAAUCUGUUGGAAAAACUAGCAGGACAAAAUCUGCAGACAUGGUGACGUUACAUCACAUUGUGGUGUGUUCAAGGUUGGGUCAGAAAAAUGGCCGUCAGACAAAGGUUAAUAAAAUGUCAUCCUGUCACACUGAGAAAAAGAAAAUGGACGUUCAGUCAUCAAACUGGAAAAAUCCAGUUGCUUUGAAGAUAGAUUUGUUGUCCUAGUUGUAUAAUUUGAAUAUUAUAAAAAUGAAUCAGACCUGUUUAACUUAUAAACACAAGCUCAAACCAGCUUCAAAGAAUUAAUGAAAACUGCUGAUGCCAAGAUCUUCCAAAGCAAAUAUUCGAAUUAAAACCGGUUUAUCUCUCACUUGAAGACAUCACUUUGUCUACAGUAGUUUAGUAAUACAUCUAUUCAUCUUUUUUAACUGUAAUAUAUUAUUAAAGCAAAGUUUAGAAAAGAAAUAGCAAACCGAACAUGAAUGAAAUGAAGUUUUAAGCAAAUUCAAAGUUACAAAAAAAAGCAAAUCAUAGUAAUUUGAGCUCUGCACAGUUGUGUUUUUUAGGAGUCACAAAUCAUUGAUAUCAAGUAUUGUGUAGAUAUCAUGAGUCGGAUGACUAGUAUCAAAUGGUUGCAGGUAUUUUAAAACCUCCUCUACACAUUGAUCAGACUAUUUGUCUUUUUGACAACAGGAAGCUCUUCUUCGACCCCGUUCUCGACUCCAAGGCAGCCACUUCCCCCACCUCUGUCCUUGCCCCCCUUCUCAGGGACACAGUCCUCCCACCGCAGCCCACAGACCUCCAGACGGCAGGUAAGCCCCAUCAAUAAUACCGUCACAAAGCAGUCAGAGUCUUGGUUCGGAUCGGUCUGCGGUGACUGAUCAGAGGGUCAUCAGAGCACUUCAGCCUGAAGCUUCUGUUUGCUGUGAGCGCUUGUACAAGUGCCCGUGUUUACACUCCAUAUAUCACCUGUCAGAUAUCAGGAAUUCAAUUGCUUUCUCCCAAAAUCCACACAAUCCAAGUGGACAGAUGGUUUCUGGGUCAGUAGAGUCCACAGAUUGGCAGAUAGUCGGCCCGAGCUCACGAAAUAACAGGACAUGCCCUUUGUCCCCAUCCUGCCACCUCUUUCUCUAGACAAUCCCGAGGGCUUGUUGCUAUGGAGAUGCCAUCUCCCCCUCCUCUCUGUUACUGGGCCAGCUACCCAAGGGAGGGGUUUGGGUGUUUUUCUGCUCCCUGGGGUCUGUCUGAGGAUUUGUCCAUGUGCAGCACUUCCUUUGACCCAGGCAGACAAAAACUAGAGCACACAGGAGAUCAGCCGUUCAGUGAAAAAAGCACCAAAGAGGCGCAGACGUAUUUGGAUGAAUUAUUAUUAUUAUUAUUAUUAUUAUUAUUAUUAUUAUUAUUAUUAUUAUUAUUAUUAUUAUUAUUAUUAUUAUUAUUAAUUAUUAUUUGUAUAAGGUUGAUUUUAGCGUUGAGCUAUUGUAAUACAUUUAGAGGUUUUAUUCAUGAAGUAAAAAUGAAAAAGAAAAACAAAUCAAGUAUUUAAGUCAUAAUUUCACCCUUACUCACACCCCUCUCUGAUACCAUGGUGGCCAAAUAUAAACUCUUCAGUUCCCAAAAUGGUAAAUCUCAGUAUUCUUGAGGUCCAUCCUGCUCACAGAGCUGGCACAGAAAACAUAAAAGAAUCCGGUGGCAUUGCUUUCAGACCCCACUGCUGCUCUCCGUCUCUUCGGCUGACGUGACGUGACAUGUGUCUUUACUGAAUACUUAUUGGACUCGACAAACGUCAGAAUUUGCCGACCUGUGAGUUUCAGCAGUGUGCUGACUUUGGGUAUAGCAGAGAUACAAGGAUUCAGCCAUCAUGUGCAUAUUGACAUUCAUACAUUUAGCCAUGCGUUCAACCCUAGUAUCAUGUUGUGCGCAAAAACACACCUAUGUAUCCUUAACGCUUUUCAUACUCUCUGCUGAAUUUUGGUCGACAGAUGAAGCCUCUUUGCAAAAAAAAAAAAAAAAAAGUUUAGAAAUUAUAGAAAUGAGGCAAACUGUAACUUAGAUGAAAGAUUUUCAGCUUUUUUGGAUGUAUCCUCUAAUUUUAUGGAACCGUCUCUGUUUCUUUGCAGAACUCCACCUGUGAACUCAACUCUUCCUGUGGGGGGAAGGACCCUCUGUGGAGCCCCUCCUCGUUGUGUGGCAUGGCCACGCCCCCUUCCUCCAGGGGCAUGUCGCCCAACUUGGAGCUCUCCCACAGUGCCUCACACCUUCCCAGCCGCUUCCACUGCACAUCAGGUCAACACUUACAUCAUGCUGCUUUUGCAGGUUUUAGGUUUUGCCGUGGCAAGAACAUAUAGACUAAAAAUCCUGUUUUUUCCUUGACUGAUUUUUUUUUUAUCCUCAUGUAAAGGGGGGAAAGGAACACCUGCCUCCAGCACUCCAGCCACCUCAUCCCCACCUCCCACCCUGUCAGAUGACUUCCCCAUCAUCUCUUUACCUGCCAACACAGUCCAGUCCAGUCCACCAAGAAAGGUACAUCUUCUCUCAUGACUAGUUUUUUACUACAUCUACUCUUUGCUCACUUUCUUGGAAACAAAAAAGUCCUUCAACGUUUUUAUUUCCAUGUUUCAAACUCAGGAACAUACAAAAAAAAUCAAGUCUACCAACCAAUUUAACCAAUUUACUUCAAACUUGAAAAUCUCAUCUAUCUGACAACAGGAGGCACAUUGAUUUAGUGAAAGUGGGUUUACUCAGUGAUUUUGCACGCAGGGUGGAAGCAACAGGAGAGGAGAGAUGGAGUGGUUAUGAUAAGAUCAGUUCUCAGCAGGAGUUUGUUUGGGUUCUUGUCACAUACUUGGGUCAUCAAUGUAAAUAAACGUGACACUAAGUAGUUCUGGUUUUCUUGGCACGCUGAAAUAGUUAAAGAUUUAUUCUCAGCCUUCUCCACAUGUCGUCCUUCUCACACUCAGACUUCAAAUAUAAGUAAAGGUUCUCUGAAAUAGAAUAAACACAAGCAAACCACUCAUUCAUUUUCUGCUUUAUUCAACUAUUACCUCUGUGUAUUUCAAGGAUCGCCGACACGGAGAGACCAACAAGCCUGCACUAGUGAGACAGGAGCCGGUGAAAGAGGCAGAGAGGAGUGCAGAGGCGGCUACAAACAGAGGUUAGUCAUGAUGAGUCUGAGUGUGUGUUAACAACAUGAAUGUCAAAGUAAAGGUCGUCUUAAAGGGAAACAAGCAGCUCAGAGGUGCAUUUUGCAGCGCUCGUUAAGACGUCACACCCACUGUUGUAAACCAGACGUGUCCUCCUCAGAUGCAGGCGCUGCAGAAAACAUCUCCAUGACUUUGACUGAGCUGUCGGUCUUCAUGAAGAAACAGGAGCUGGAGCUUCAGCUGAGAACUGAGAAAGAGAGGGAGGAAGGUGAGUGUCCCGCAUUCAUUUGAAACAGGUUCACAAUAUGAGGGGGCAUAAAGAGGCUGAGUCAUUUUGAAAGUAAAUACGGGAGGAGGUUCAUGUCUCUGUGAAAGACUGUGAGGAAAAAAUGGUUCUACAAUUUCAGAAUUAGGUUCUUCAGUCCCAAACUGCAAAGAACUUGAGAUUUCAUCAUCUGCAGUGCAUAAUUUUGUUAAAAGAUUCAGAGAAUCUGGAGAAAUGUUUCUAUUGAAGAGACAAGGUUUCUGUGAGUGACUCGUUAUUGAAGUACUAGAGUAUGCGCACAUCAAGUCCUCAUUGUUUUUGUGUAUUUUACUUUGUAUUACCUGUGUAAGUGUAAACCAGUCAGCUAAAUUAAACUAAACUGAGAUUGGAUGGCCAUGAUCUUUGGGAACUGUGUAAAAAACAUGCAUGACUCUGGAGUGGAAAUCACUGCAUGGGCUCAAAACCACUCCCCAAAAACAAUCAUCUGUGUCCAAUGUUCUCUGCACCAUCCACAAAUUCAGGUUAAAACUCAGUAAUGCAAAGAGGAAGCCAUUAAUGCAGCAAAUACUAUUGAGAAACAUCAGCAACAUUUUUACAGAGUGUCCCAACGUUUUAGCAGCAGCAGGUGUUGUGAAACACACACACACACACACACACACACACACACACACACACACACACACACACACACACACACACACACACACACACGAAAACCUGUAAGAACACAAAUCCAGACCAAACUGCAUAAACAUGCAUGUUGCAUUGCCAUCAUGCUUUUUCUUAUUCACAUUCUACAGUAGUGUAGAUUUCUCAGUGUAAAAUUUCAUAUUAUGUUGAAGCACUGCAGAAGCAGGAGUGCCACACACACAGACUGGGGCACACACACACUGUGCUGUUCUGCCCUGCCAGCUUCAAGGCUAUUAAUCGCCACCAUCCCUCCUGUUUGGCCUCUCCUACUCCCUCUGAGGGUGGCUCAGCCCUCCGUGGGUUGCACAUUGCAGACAAGGAGUAACAGGGGUGUGAAUGACCUGGGUUGAACUGGCUGUUAUCAUUAAAAAAAGCUUGCAGCAAUUAAGCCCAGAAACUUGAAUCCAUCAGAUCUGUUUUACUGGGAUGACAUUAGGGCUGGGCAAUAAACCAAAAAUUUACAGAUACCAAAAUUUACAACAACAACCAACGUCAUUUUGCCCAUAUCGGUAUAUUCUGUGUCAAAAAAUAAGUAAAAGUUGGUUUUGGAUGUGUGUCGGUAGGCUAUGGUCUCAUGUCCCUUUCUAAAUCAGUUACAUGACUCCACCCCAUACAGUCCGUAACAAAGAGGGAAAGACAGGUGAGGACAUGGAGGAUGGUUUUAAAGUUGUAGCGGCUGAAGUAGACGAAGUUAAUGUGGGAGGGGGUGAGCAGCUUGUGGAGUAGUUAUCAUCCAUUUAUCAUUAUCGAGGUGAACUGCUCGAUAUAUUGUGAUAUUGAUUUGAGGCCAUAUUGCCCAGCCCUAGGUGAUAUAUUUUCUCGUUAAAGCUGUGUGUUUUCAUUCAUUCCAGUUCUAUGUUGAACAUAAACCAGAGAGUUUUGAGUAGAUUGCUCCUCUGAUUGAUUUAAUUCAUUCUCUUGUUGAGCUAAGUGAGCUCAAGCUCCCCCACUUUGACUAAUUAUUCAAGAUGCUAACACAUCCCUCUUUAGAUCCCUCUGUGUUCUGCUAGCUCUGCUCCGUUAUUGGUGUAAAUCCCACUCAAGCCACUUGUGCUAAAAAUAAAUGCAUCUACAGUAUGGUGAACCCACUCUGAUGAAAGCACCUGCCAAAUGGCACAAGCUCUGCUGCUGACGCUCGCUGCUUUCUCUUAAACACUUUCCGUCUCUUGAGGGAAAACACAAGCCCCAAACUUUUGUUUUCUAACUGGUAUAGCAGGUGCCUGGUACUUGUCGUGAAUGCAGAGAUAUUUAAGGACAGACACUGACAUUCAGAACAAACAUGAAGGUUUAACUUUAUCCUCCGUAUAUUGUCUCUGCUGCAGCUGCCAUCACAGAGGAACUCCUGAAGAUCACCGAGGAUAAGCAGGAGCUGUCCGGGCUGAGGGGGUUUGACUCCCCUUUCUAUCACACCACUGAGACUCUGACUGGCUGUCAGGCACAGGUCAAGACCCUCUCCAACAACCAGUCUGCAGGCCCUGUCCAGAACACCCACCAUGCUGAAGCCACUCCAGACAAAGCAGAGAGCACCGUGAAUUCCAGCGGUGUAGGGAGUGAGAGGGGAGGAGGUGGACCAACAGGAGGAGACAGCAGGAGUUCAGCGCUCGGCCUGGAGCAGUCCUGGUCCUUUCAGUCAGGUUUCACCCCCAUCGAUCACCACCUGCACAGGAGCCCCUCCGCCCCAGAAGAUGAAGUAGGCAAGUUUGGGAUGUUCUCUCCAAGCCCGUGCAGUAAGACCCCUGCCCCGGUACCCUAUGAGUCCUUUUUCGACCUGGCCCUGCCUAGAGCAGCCUCGCUUUUUGUGGGCCAGAAGACUUCAGAGGCGGUGCACAAGGCGGCCAUGGAGAGACUGUCACAGUGGGAGGAGGGGCUGGAGGACGGGGAGGAGGAAGGUGUAGUGUCUGCUUCGCCACUGGAGGUGCUGGAUCGCCUUGUUCAGCAGGGGAGCGACGCCCAUGAUAAAGUGCUCAAGAGGUAAUCUGCAAAAACUCUCUCCAAGGGUGCCUUUAUGAACAAAUUUCAAUUUCUGUCUUCAGUUUAUAUCUAGACCUUUUUACAUCAGCACUCUGCUUCAGAUUUGGUGGCCAUGAUACAGGCAUGACUCUGUAGUGGAGGUCCCUGCAUGGCCUCAAAAUACAAUUCACUGCAUCGAAAUUAGGGGUGGGAAUCACUAGUGGCCCCAUGAUACAAUAUUAUCACGAUACUUGGGCCACAAUACUAAAUUAUCACGAUAUUUGGGCCACAAUACCAUAUUAUCACAAUACUUGGGCCACGGUACGAUUUUAUCACGAUACUUGGGCCACGAUACCUUGUUAUCAUGAUACUUUGGCCACAAUACUAAAUUAUCAUGAUACUUUGGCCACAAUACUAAAUUAUCAUGAUACUUUGGCCACGAUACCAUAUUAUCACGAUACUUGGGCCACGAUACCUUGUUAUCAUGAUACUUUGGCCACAAUACUAAAUUAUCAUGAUACUUUGGCCACGAUACCAUAUUAUCACGAUACUUGGGCCACGAUACGUUGUUAUCAUGAUACUUUGGCCACAAUACUAAAUUAUCAUGAUACUUUGGCCACGAUACCAUAUUAUCACGAUACUUGGGCCACGAUACGUUGUUAUCAUGAUACUUUGGCCACAAUACUAAAUUAUCAUGAUACUUUGGCCACGAUACCAUAUUAUCACGAUACUUGGGCCACGAGACCUUGUUAUCAUGAUACUUGGGCCACAAUACUAAAUUAUCCUGAUACCUGGGACACAAUACUAAACUAUCAUGACACUUGAGCCAUAAUACUAAAUUAUCACGAUACUUGGGCCACGAUACAAUUUUAUUGUGAUUUUAAACAUUUUGCAUUACAGUAAGUAUUGCAAUACAAUACAAUACAAUUUUUUAAACUGUUAAGCAUAUUUAGCAUUUGGCUUUCCUUUAUGUUUGUCUUAUUUACGCUGUAUUUUUAUGUAUGUAGCACAUCUAUGAUUUCACCUCUGCCAACCUCACUGGAAAAACAGUUGAUUUUUUUUUUCCAUUAUCAUAGAUUUGACUUUAUAUUCACAAUUAAUUUGAAAAAUCAAUUCUUGGCAAAUGAGACAAUACAAUAUAUAUCACAAAAUAUCGUGAUACAAUGCUGUAUUGAUUUUUUUCUCCCACACCUUGUCUUAAUACUCUUGCACUUAACCUUUAACAAAGUUGUAUUAGUGUCUCAGGUUUUACUUUGCAUCAGGGAGUUGCAGAAGCAAGACUGGCUUCAAAACCUCAUCGGCUGUUCUGUCAUGGUGGCUCUAGUCAGCUCCUUUGACCAAAUCCAUCAGCAGACUGUCACAGAAAUAAUUCCAGAUUAAGAUGUUUGACUUCAUAUCAAGUGUCUUGGGAUAACAUUUGUGAGGAACUGGCGAUUUACAUGCGUAGUGACCGAUGUAUUACUUUUAUUAGGAAGUGUUUCUUUCACUACCAUUGCCACCGUUUUGAGUUUUGUGGCCUAUACUAACAACUUUGCAUGACAGGCAUUUCUUCCAGCUCUGCACUUCUGUGAUAAAAUCAUGAGUUGACCAUCUCUCAAGGCCAGGAGGUGGUUUAGGUGUUUUCAAACCAAUGUUUUAUUUUUAUAGCAGGUGUAGAUAAACACUUUUAUGUGUCCUACUAAUAAAAUGAACAGAUUUAGAGGAUCCUCAAGUUGGGUUGAGGUAUUUGCCCCCAGAGUAUUGGCUGGUCCUCUCUGUGUGUCCGAACCUCCAGUUUAUCAUACUGAAGAAACUCAGGAGUGUUUGGAUGUCCUGUUUGCUGUGCAGAGCUAGCCUGGGUUGUUUCCAGACUGUUACUGCAGCCAAAGGAAACACCCACUUGAGAACAAGUAUGAUAUUGUUCAGAUUUUGCCACCCCCUUACUUUCCCCAUAUUAACACACACAAACACACACUAAUACACACAAACACAUGGUGAGCGGGUUCUCAGAGCCAAUAACACAACAGCAAAAACAGUGUCAGCAAAGUCAGCAUUGGACACAGAGCGGUCUUGCUCUGCUCAACUCAGUAAGCCUUCAGCUGCAGGUUUUACCGUCUAUGUCACGGCAAAGAAUAAAGAAAAAGACAAGAAGCAUAGUUGAGACAAAUCAUUUUCAAACACUUUAACCUUCCUUCUGUGUUAGCUUUUACUACGCACCCACCAUGUUAAGGAUCGGUUAUGACAAUUCUCUAUCAUCCUAUUUGGUUCUCAUCUCUAAGUGACCUUGUUAGGCUUCAUUGUCCAUGAAAAUAUUGCUUGUAAUAUUUUUUGUUGUGGGCCUCUUGGUGUUUCUUUGUCAGUAUACUGCUCACACAGACAUCUAUACUGAAUUGAUCUCACAUGUCUGGACAUGUCUGAUGUUGUUUUUUGUGGAGACAAAAACAAGGCAAAAUAAGAAUUCCUUAAAUCUCACAUGAUUGGAAGAGGAUCUGACUGUCAGUGUAGUUCCUGGCAGUGCACUUAUGAUUUUAAUUUUUGCUCUAAUUAUUGAUUAUCACUCUAACCCGGUCAACAGCGACCCUAACACGACAAGGUGCCAUCAUUUUUAUAAGAGCAUUUUAAAAUUUAGUCAAUUAAAAAUAUAUAUUUUUAUUUAUUUUGUUGAAAUAGAGGUUCCUGACAAAGAGUCUUGAUGCAAAAAAAAAGCUAAUUUAAGUGGUUCUUUUUAGCAUUUAAAAACAAAAACGAGUUGAUGCAGACCCUAACACUGGAGGAGGGUUUAAUAAAGGGGAAAGCUAGCCAAGCUCUGUCAUAAAAGAGUAAGUCCUAGUUUGAGAUGUACAGUGGUUGGUAUAACGUCGCUGGAUUUGAUUUAAGUUCACAUUUGAUCUAAGAACUGGCUAUAUCAUCACAUUCUUCAUAGAGGUAAAGCUUAUUUUGCUCCUUUUUAGUAGGAAGACAGCCCAUGCACUUCUUUAUGCAUUUGUAUUGGUGUAGAUAUUAUUUAUAAGGUGCUGCUCUGGCUCAAAAGCUGCCCCAAGAAAGGAAGAAUAUUAAUGUCCUGGUAAAAAGUCCCACCCUCUGUCUCUAUAGUACUGGUUGUUGUAUAUUGCUCCCCUAAACAAGCUCUUGGAGACCUCACGCGCUGCUGCAGCCUCUCAGCUUUGUGAAGCACACUUAACCAGUUAGUUCGCAUUGAAACAUGCUUUAAACUUCAAACACCGCUCUGAUUGAUGAAUGUAACAUGUUGUUUAUCUCUACCUGAUUGAAUCAAACCAAAAAUGUGUGUUUGGGUUCGUUCAUAAAAAUCAGCCAAUCAAUAACCAGAUACUCUUGCAUUUCCUCAACUCCUUCUGGAAGUAUUCCUCUUCUUGGAUUAUUGGUGCUGUGCAAGUUUUCUAAUAUAAUAUCAUUCAACUGUUGGAUUGACAUGAAUUGCUGUAAGAUAGCUUGGGAUGAAAACAUGCACAUUCCUCUGAAAUGUUUUUCCCUUCUCUUUCACAGAUUACCUUUGCCAAGUAAGUCAGCUGACUGGACGCACUUUGGAGGUAACGCACUCACACACACACACACACUCACUGAUAAAAGAAGCUAUUAUUGAGACUCCAGAUGGAGCAUUAUUUAGGCAUGACUAGUGAUUCGUCACGAGCUCUGAGACAUGAACAUCAUGUUAAAACCGGACCAGACAGGGAAUUUUUUCAGCUGAGGUUUAUCAAACACGCACACAGUUCCCACAGUCACGCCGGACUCGAUCAGCUCAAACAUUCAAAAUCAUCCGUUUAGAGACUUUUUCACCCUUUGUUACCUCCUGCAUGAACUCAGUCUGCCAUGGCAGGAAUCUAAUUUUCUGCAGCUGCAGCUCACAUCAAGAUACAAACACUGUGUGUGUGUUUUUAAAAAACUCUCUGCCAGCUUGUAAUUACAACUCUGGAAUUGAAUCAUCCGCCCUGCCCGGCUGAUAGGAGUCAGGUAGUUUGGAUUGCAUCAACAACAGAACUUUUCUCAGCGCCUGUGGCUGACUGACGUAAACUCUCCGAAGACUGUUUAAGGGUUGGAUCAAAUUUUCCUCUCGAUGUUCCCUCUCUGCUCCCCUCUUUGUUCAUGUUGACAAGUGAAGCUCUGUAUCCAAAGUUCUGCUGGCCAAUAAUAGAGUCCAAGUCAGCUCCAUUUUUUUUAUAUUUUCAAAUAUCUAUCUCAUGUGCUCGCUGCUUUGUCAGAGGAGAAUGUUUCAAGUCUUGUUUGUCUGCUCAUUCACAUCCUACCAGGAAUUUCUAAAGCGAGAACAGUUUGAAUGAUGUUUGGUGUAAAGGGUCAUAAAAAAGUCAAAAGUUUUGAAAUAUGUGUUAGCCUACUCUAAUAUCCCACAGGAAAAUAUUCAGAAAUUGUAUCACAAGUUUCCAUAUGCGUCAUGAUCCAAAUCCAGAUUAUCCAGCAAUAAAAACAAGUUUUGUGUUAUGAAUACAACCUGUUUAAAGGAUUAUCCCACAGCUAGCAGUCAGUGCAUGGGUGGGCAGUGCGCUGGUUUCUAUGCUUUCACCAGUGUCAUACUUGUGGAUUUUGCAGCACCGUCAUCAAUGUUUCAUUCAUACGUUUUGUUUUGAAUUUAGUGCAACAGAUUUGCCUCCAACACUGAUGCAGCCAAGUUAGCAGGUAAAAAAAAAUAGUGUAAUGGAUUGUAGGGUUGUCAAUGAAUAUUCUUAAAAAACAAGAUUCGAAUGUAAAAAAUUUAUAUUUGAAUAUUAAAUAAACAGCUGGAAAAAACGGAGUGGGGAAAAAAAUGAAAAACAAAAGAAAAAAAACAGCGGCUGGUUUUCGGGUGAGCGCACUGUAACGACGGAUCAGGGACAGGUGAUCCCUGAUGCUGUGAGAUUCUACAAAUACCGUCCAUGGCACAUGCAGAGAGAGAUGGUGGGAUGUUUGGAGACAUACUCUGAGAGAGUGGUCUGGACUCCAAAAAACUUUAGAAGCUCCAUUUGGAAAUUUUUCAGAUUUUGGGCAGACAAAAUGCUGAGCGAAAUAGCGUUAUAUGCAAGCUAUGUAAGCUAGAUAUUUAAAUAUGUUUGAAUCUCUGUGUUAUUUUUAGGACAAAUAUUCGAACCCCAUUUUGAAGCAAUUUUGACAGCUCUAAUGGAGUGAUUUGUGGCUGACGACAACUGUACUGCAUCCUGUUCAAAGCAGAGCCACAGCGGCUGCCUCCCACUUGUGAAAGCGUAGAUGUCAGUAUUAUCACUGAAAGUGCAUCGGGGCACAGGAAUCAGAUAAGCUAGUGCCCUUUUCUCUGUAGGUUUGAUGUCCGCAUGAGAUUAAAAUCUCACUUUAAACAGAUCUUCCUUCCUGCUGAAGAGUCUAUUUCAACUGACAAGUCAUUUGUCUUGAGUCUAAACAGUUGGAAAAAGAGGCCUGUGGCUUUUACCUGCAAUCAUUAUAGUGAUUACAACUUUCACCAAAGCUCACUCAAUCAAAUCAAUGAUAAAUACAUUUCAUUGGUGGCAAACUCUUCACAAUAAAAGUCCUUCAUUGUUUUGUUGAAAUUUCUUGAUUUUGAAAAAGCCUUCUCAGGGAAAUGUCAUAUUUUCAUCAACUUAAACUCAGCAUUUAUCUAUUACAUUGUCAUUUAAUUACUUUUGCCUUGCAGUGUCUCACUCUUUAAUAAUAAUUAAUGGUGUGUAAGUGUGUCAGGUGUGUGACCGUGUUAAUUACAUUAUUAUUACCACGGCCUCCCCAGGCUCUGCUCCGAUGGACGAGCUCCACACGCUGCGCAGCCAGCUGCUCCUGCUGCACAACCAGCUGCUGUACGAGCGCUACAAGAGGGAGCAGCACGCCGUCCGCAACCGACGCCUCCUCCGACGCAUCAUCAAUGCCACAGCGCUGGAGGAGCAGAACAACGCUAUGGCAAGUUUGCGCAUACUUAUAAAAACGGUUAUGACUCUGUUUUAGCUUUUAAGAGCUGCUGUAGGUUUGAUCUUGUAUAAAAAAGGUUGUUGUCUCUGUAUGAGGAAAAACAGAAACAAAUACGAUUAUGACUAUUUAUACUGAGAGGUCUGUCAUCACUGCCAGCAGGCUGGUGUUAGACCAGGUCAAUAAUAACAUGCUGCCUCUAAAUGCCUUCGUUUACAAAUCUGCGGUGAGUAAAAUGUUUGACUGUUAAAGGAAAGCAACGUGAGAUUUUUCCCAAAGACUUUAUGAGACUAACAGUUUUAAAUUUGUUAAAGAGAUGCCGCCAUUCAGCCUGGAAACCCCCAGGUCUGAGCCUUGCCUUAUCCAAUUAUUCAAAGAUUUGCAGCAUUAAGUAGAGAAAGUGAGUGUUAAGUUUUGUUUGUAGCCCAGGGUAAUUGUGAGAUUGAUGAAGUCUUCAAACACAUGGUGCUUGGAAAGAAGUCAAAAAGGCUCCUGUCUGUCUCCUGAAAUGAAAUGUAAACAAAGAGGCUAAACACGAAGACAAUCAUGCAGAAAUCAGCUGAAAGAGUUUCAAAUUCCUGCAGAUCUUUGUAAAAUGUUGUUUACAAAUAGAGUGAGUGGAGAAAUAUGUGUUUGCCUCCCUGCUUUCUUCACAGCACCAAGAGCGAAAAUGGCACAAACUGUGUCAAAACAUUUUUCUUGAUAAUGUUUCGGAGCACAGCACAUUUUCUACUAACACUGUGUGUGUGUGUACGUGUUGAUGUGUGCAGAAGGAUCAGCUGAACCUGCAGAGUGUGGACAUCCUGUCUCUGAGGGAGAGUCUGCAGGUGGAGCAGCAGCGGUACAGGCAGCUGUGGGAUGACCGGGAGACGGUGGUGACCCGGCUGCACAGUCAGAUCAGACAGCUGCAGCAGGGACGAGACGACUACUACACUAAGAACCAGGAGCUCCAGGUACACACGCACACAUAAAGUCACGAACACUGACACUGUUGCAACAAGAUUAGGGCUGUCCCGAUACGAUAUUGAUAUUGGAUAUUGGUCCGAUAUCAGUAACGGCCUACAUCUAAAAUCUCUGAUAUCAGCAAUCCAAUACAAACAGUCCAUUCCAGACUCCACUCCGGCACCUCUAUCUAGCAGCGCCUGGAUCCAGCAAGCUGAGCCCACAAAAUCACAACAACUGUGUGUACUAAGGUACUAACAAAGUAGAGAGGAAUAAGAGUGAUGUCGGCCCUGUGUCAGUAUUAUUUGUUUAAGUCUGAAAAAGACAUUGCAGCUGAGUACAAAACUUGUCAUGCACAAUUUUGUGCCAAUAUAUCAGUAAUAUCAGUAUCGCUCAAUAUUGAAGGCUACAAUGUCGGUAUCAUAUCGGAAGUCAAAAAGUUGUAUCGGGACACCCCUAAUUAGGCCAAUAGCGCUAUUUACAUGGGUAAGUAACGCUAAUCAUAAGUCAGUGGGGCCUUAGAAAAGUGCAUUGUGACAACUAUACAGUCACACUGUCAAAGUAAAGGAGGGUAACUCAUGGUAACUGAAGAUACAAGUGAUAUUAGAUUCAUCUCUUACCAGCAAAGACAAUCAUAUAAUGCCAUAUCAAUAUGUUGUCUCUUUCAUUGAGAGUGAAAGUUUGUCUGACUGUACUUAGCUUUCUGAGAUGUAAUUUCACCUUUUUGAAACGUAUUGGUUUUUUCUUGUCUGCAGAGUAAGCUUCAGGAGUGUCAGAAAAAGAUGGACGAAAUGGAGGCGGAGCUUCAGAGGGCCAACAACAAAGUCUGCCACACUGGUCACCUUCUCAACCAGAUGACUAUUAAGGUGAAUAAAUGAGGGGAAAAACCGACUACGAUAGACCAAAAUUUUAAAUACAAUGUGCGUGAUAGUUCAGAUAUGUGAUGUAUAAAAUUAAACAAGAAUUAAAACAAAAACAUUUAAGAAACUAGAAAUGUUCAGUUCAUCAGCAGCUCUUCUCUCUUAAAGCUCUUCAGGAAAACUGAGUUUUUGUGUGUCCUCUCUAUUAACAGUAAUCAGUGAAACUUGGAUCUGAUAUUUUCUUUGCAGUGUGACUUUUAGUCAGCAAGUUCUGCCAAAAGGAGGGAUUAAAACCUUCUUCCUUUUUAUCUUACAUGUCUGGGCAGGUGUUCAGUUCCUGAUGAGGAGAUAAACAAGCCUCUAACAAACACAUAUGGGCUCUGUUAACACAACAUUUUGUCGCUGGCAGCUGACUGCUACAUUUUAAAUCAGCAGGAUUGUUUGUUUUCAGCCCUCAGGCUUGUUUAGUGCUCAAUUCAAAUCAAAAUUUGGACUAAUGGGGGUGCUGUUUCAGAGCAGCGGGCAGGCUUGGGGACAGUUGGGUCAGACUUGGGGAGUAAACGACAGCCCACACCCCCGUCCUUUCCCUGCCAUCUCUCCGCAGACUGUCCCAGAGCUCGGUUGCCUUGGAGAUGAUGGCUCUCCCUCUCUAUUUUUGGGUCAUGGACACAGGGGGUCUGGGUGUUUUUCUGCCUCCUGGGGUUUGUCUGAGGUCUGUUUCCCUCCUCUGACCCAGACAGAACCAAAAUCCUGAUAAACAAGGAGCUUUUGGUUCAGAGAACAGGGGUUUUAAAUCUAUACAGUCUUUUAAAAAUCCCAAUCAAUGGAUGUGAAAGUGACUAAAUAUAAAAUCAGGGACCGAGAGAAAUUUUCUGAUGGUGUUUUCUUGGCUUCAUAGCAAAUGAUUUCCGCUCAGGUUGACACCAAGCGAACCUCUUCCACACAGUCUAGUUAGAGGAGGACAAAAGCUGCCCUUUAAAAAGAUAUGUGUGAUAAAAGCAAGAGGAUCACUCCAGACUAAAUCUAAGGGGGGGUUGUUGUUGAUGUAUUUUCAGAAGUCAAGUUUUGAUUUGUAGUGUAAUGGCUGUUUCGCCCUCCAUUGUCAUUGUUUGUCUCGUGUGUCCUUCAGCUGAGCAACAGUGAGAGCACCCAGCAGCAGAUGAGCUUCCUGAACAAGCAGCUGCUGCUCCUCGGGGAGGCUCAUAAGCUGUCCAUGCAGGAGCUACAGCACGCAGGCGCCGACAAUACGAAGGUACAGUGAAAGCAAGAGAGAGAGAGUGUGUGUGUGUGUAUGUGUGUACUUGACAGGUGGGGAGAACCACAGAGGCAACGUACUGAGGUGUAAAAGGGAUACUAAUUGGGUUUGUUGGGUGUGGAGUCUAACUGUCUAACAGAAGUGUUAAAAAUCUGCCAUAAGUUUCAAAAUAAAAACGGUUACUUUAUAUGAAAAGUAAACCUUAUGGCCAUACGGUUAUAGUAUGCGCAUUUUCUGGUGGUAAUUUAGAUUAUAAUAAGAUAGUAGUUAAAGUGAUCUGAUGUAGAGUCAGGUGUUUAUCGUUGAAAAUAGCACCUACUUUGAUCAUUUUUGAAAUUGCAAGUUUUGGUGAAAAAGAAUCCUUUUUCUUGAAAAUUCUGCAUGUUAAUGACCAUUUUUGACAUUUCCAUUUGUUCAUUUGUUCUACUGUUGAGCUGUGCUUUACCACUAUAUGUUUUUAUUGCUCAUCCAUAUCAAAAAUAAGUAACUUUUUGAGCUGCUCCUUGUUGAUUAGAACUGCUGAUGGUGUUUGUAAUGGUCUUAAAGAGGCUUUCCCCUGCCGUUCCUGUCUUCAUCCCUCCCUCUUUCUUACCUGUCUUUCUCCACUGUGCAGGAGGCCCAGAUGCUUAAGAUGUCGUAUGGGAAAGAGGUGGAGACACUGAGGCAGAGUUUGUUGGUUCAGGGUCAAAAACUGGAGGCAGCACAGCAGAGAGUGGCAGAGCUGGAGACACAUCUCUCCAAAAAAGAACACCUCAUCGUGGAGCAGAAGAAGUUCCUCGAGGAUGUAAAAUGUCAAGCGAGGUGAGUUCUUUAAUUACGCCGUUUUGCAGUUUUUAAAGAAUGCAUACAGAGCUUCUUCAACUUUCUCUUUCUCCUUGUCCCUGUUUUGUGUCCUUGUUUGUAGGGCGGAGCUGCAGGCUUCAGAAAGCAGGUACCAGGCUCAGAGGAGAAUCACUCAGCUGCUGCAAACUGAACUUCUGCAGCUCUACAGCCGAGUGGAGAUGGAGGCUCCAGCCAGCACCGUCAUGAGUUCACCACCAGGGGGCAGAACUGACCCACACACUAGUGCUGACUCCAGGUCAGACUCUCAGACCUCUUAUUAACUUGUCAUUCAAAUGCAUUCAGGAAGAGUUAAUUAUGCCACUAGGAGCGAUUUGAGGUAAGCCUCAACCAACUGAUCACAGACAGUGGGUCUGUAACUUAUUAACCAAUGCUACCAUGGGCAUAGCUUAACUUCUGUACUGAUAGCAGGACUUAAGGAUUUUAAGUGCGCCUUAUAGUCUGAAAAAUAUGGUAUGUUAAAUGGUUAAUGGUAUCUAAACUAUUUCUCACAUACUCGUGUAGUUAGCAUUACAUAUGUUGGACUUGUGUGUUUUUUCGUGACUUGUUGUCUCCUCCACAGUGUCAUGGUGCCAGACAGACCAAGUAAAACUCAUACCAUCGAGGAUGUGGACUCCAGACCACCACGUGACUCUCCUCGGGGCAAUGGCAGCACUUUAUCGCCAGGGCAACCAAAGGCGAGCAACUCUUCCACGGCAACAGCUUACUCCAUCAAUGGCAGCCAGGACUUAGCCCCACCCCUGCUGGUGGAGCCUUCCCCGUCCUGUCCCCACACCAACUCGCUCACACCCCAGCCCCCCUCUGAUGCCCCGCUCACCGUGGGCUCUUACCCCAGUGCCAAGAGCUUCCUGGGCAUGAGGGCACGAGAGCUGUUUCGCAACAAGAGCGAGAGCCAAUGUGAUGAAGAGCAACCGUCUCCACGCCUGGCAGGCCUCGCCCACGGCCUGAAAACUGAGCUCUGCGUGGAGCCGCCCUGCCAGGGUUAUAUCACCCCUGUGAUCCCUGCACCUUCCCCCACCCCUAUCCUGCCUCCCUCUCAAGCUCCUGCCCCUGUACCCACCCCAGCUACCCCUCUCACUGUGGCCACCAAGCAGCCCCCCUCUGAGCCUAAGCAGCGGGCAUCCAGCCAGGAAAGCCCAAGAAGGAAGGCCAUGGCGGGGCAAGGUGUAGGGCGGGGUCACGCUGGGUCAGGUCGUCCCCGGCAACAGCAGCUAAAAAUCAUGGACUAUAAUGAAACACAUCACGAGCACAGUUAGAGACACGGGACUGAGCCGGGAGGCAGAGCUGAGACUGAGAGACUGAAGUUCAACGAUGGAGAAGAGCUACAAAUGAGAAAGAGUAACAUGUCAACAACUCUUUGGAUUCAGUGUUAUAUGUUCCAUUCCUCUGAGUGGACAACAGGAUUUCCCCCAGUGUUGUUCAUCAAUACUUUUUUGUUUUGUUUUUUGUUUUUUUUUAAACUGAUUCAUUCCCCUGAAGAAUUUCAACAAGGUUAGAGGGAAACAAAUUGGAUGUGUUGUUACCAGUGAAUAUGCUAGACUGAUGAAUUUAGUUACGAGUCAGAGACAAAGAUAAGCUGACAGAAUGUAAUUGAAGUUAUCAAUUACUUACAUUGGACACUGUGAAUUUGACUUCCAAAGGGUCAGUUCCUCUAAAAACGCUUGGUUUAGCUGCAAUUAGUCCAAAUUUUGAGUACUGCCUCUGAUACUUUCGCCUUAACAGCUUGUGCAAAAAAAAAAAAAAAGGAUUUUGUUACUGAUGCUCACAGCAUUAAAAAAACUCAUCAGCAACCUGUCCCCUAAAAGUGAAUCCCCUCUUCCUGAUAACUUAACGACUUUGCAGAAGUUUGCUGGAGUUAUUAGGACUGGGUGUCAGGAAAGGAAAACUGCUGAUAAAUUUCACAGGUCAAUUUUAAAUGCUGUAAGCUCCACAAAGAAGUUACUUGUUUCUACAUUGGACUGGCCUUAUCAGCAGGAAUCUCAGAGAUAUCUCAAAACAUGGUCUAGUUAAUACCAGUAUAGGUCAAUUUUCAACAUUUCAGUGAACUGGCCCUUUAGAAUUUGAAAGUUACCACUUUCAAUCAAAACAGGUAUUUAAAACCAACAAGAGAUCAAGUAAAGUUACUUUUGUCAUCACAACAAACUGUAAGGCAAGCUUUGAACGUGGACUGAAAUCUGGUUUUGACAUCAGAGUACAUGUGUAACAAGGGUUAUACCAGAGCAGUGAAAGAGAGAUGAAGUGGUACGUAGAGACUGUUGGUUUCUGUGGGAACCUUAGAGGUUAAAUUUAGUGUUGCUGGACUUGACUGAGAUUUCUAUUGAAGACAGCAUUGACUUCUUGUUGGGAUUAAGUCAGGAGGAGAAUGUGUUUAGUUUGGGAGCAAAUUGGUGAUGCGCUUGAUGGUUCUCAAUAAGGAGAAGAUGCGAGAAGGAAAGCGUGUAAAAUUAGGAAACACAAAAUAUGCAUUUUCAUAAAUCCCAUAUUCUGUUGAUCAUUUUUACUUUUUAUUUAUUAUAAGGCCAUGAAGGGCACUUAAAAAGCGCAUAUCAAAAAUUUUGAUCAAACGUUACAAGUGAGGACCAGCCAAAGUGCCAAGUUUAACAUUUGUGUUCUGCUGUUUCACAUACAGAUAUGGUUAUUUUCAGCAGGUACAACAUGAGGAACAAAACCAAAAACACCCCUUUUUUCAAUUAGGCUCCCAUCCUGCAGGUCUAAUAAGGAGUUUCUUUAUAAUGUCUUAGUAUUAAAAGUUGUCACUCCACACUCGGUAUUGGAAGUGGUUUAAAUCCUGUUGUCCACUGGGAACUCCUGCUGUCACUUCCUUUGCCUCGCUAUCUAAAGCAUGUUCAACAAUCCACUUUAAAUGCCAACAGUAGUAACUACAGCAAACCAAGACAGAAGGUACAAUCAGCACAAACUGAAGAAACCAGGACUCUGACCGGAGCUGGAGAAUCUGGGACAAUAUGGCAAAAAAGGAAGUUCUUAAAGCAGUGGCUUGUGUUUAACUGUGAACAAUAAAGAUCGUCUUCAAUGUUUUGCACUACAA